UAAACCCUCUCGUUCGCCCCGGUUUGUAACAGUCGUUGUCAACAUUUCCAUGUGAUCUGUGCUAGCCUUCUACCAGGGAGUUCAACCUGAUUCUCGCACUGUUUAGGCCUAAGCCACUGUGUUUCAUACCUUUGAUUCGUGUCAACGAUAUUGUUUGUUCAUUGUGGAUUACACAUCGUUUGAUUCUUGGAACAUACACUAACCUGACGGUGAUCGUGGACCUUCAAUUUAAUAAUUUUAAGGAAGUUCUCAGUUCAAAUAUAUCCGUCGUUAGAUCUUCUUUUUACUCACGACGCUGACAGAAGUUCACUUGUUAGAUCUACAUUGUUGUGAGUCUUCAACUUACAAGUUCAUCCUCGACAACACACAGUCUCGGUUCGUGUGUUAGCCGCACCACCAGCAAUCGAUAACUCGUCAUCGUCUGGGCCGGCACACACAGGGUAGGCAAGGAUUUUGCAAGUCAGUAGUGUGGUACCCGGACAUCGCUGCUGCCAUCCGUCACAGCAGUCGCAGAGCUCACUCAAUCAAUACCCGCAGCAGCAGCAGCAGUUUUAUCAAGCAGCAUGAAAUCGGUAGCAACAGAGAGGCCGAGAGCUGGAAUUCUCGGUGUGAAGAAAGACGCCAACUGCUCCAUCAUGAAAACCACAAGCACAGGAAUUGAGUUCCGAGGAGAGAAAUUCACAUUGAGCGAAGAAAUGAGGGAAUGUUUCCUCCAGCUCAGCAACAUGGUUCCAGAAGUUCCCCGGAAUGAGGAUGGCAACAUCGACGGCACAGUCCUCAUGCAGUAUGUCAUCGAUUAUAUCCUAGACUUGGAGUUACAGCUCGGAGGUGGUCAAAGUCCCUUUUCCCCCGCCGCAGCCUUCACAUCAUCGUUACAAGCAAGACUUGUCGAAUCUGCAAAUUGUCGGGAUUCUCGGGAACCUUUGUCAGAAAAAUCUAUAGACAACAUUGUACACACUCAGAUUCCCGCCUCCUCAUUGCACCUGUCAGAAUCUUUAGUCCAAAGAACGACAGAUUGUGACAUAAGGCCGCCCUCCAAAUGAGCAGCGUUUGUCAACACUUACACAUAUAUACUCAAAAACAACAUGAAGCAGCUGUGAUCCUUCAAUACAAGAAAUCUUGACCUGCGACAGUUCACCCCUCGCCUGCGCUUUAACCCACCCAGUUCAUCUUUUUGGCUGUGUCCAAUCACAAGAAUUGUGCAGACCAACAGAAAGUGUGAGGACGACAAGGCCAAGAGCAGACGCGAGACAAAGGUUUUCCCGCUCUGGUGACGUCUCCGUCUACAUGUAUCAUACCCUCCUCAUAGGGUUUAUGGAUAUACAAGCAAGGGUUUCGGUUUCUUUCUUUUUCUUUUUUUUUUUUCAAAAAUCAAAGCCCUUGUCUUUUGCAAUAAACGUGCCAACGUCUGAACUGAUGUUGCGAUGCCUGGAACUUCACACAGACUUUCAGCUGAUUCCCAAAGUGAUCGCCCUUGUUUCCACGACGUCAUGGCUCCUCGAGGGUGAUCAAAGCAGUCACGUGACAAAUUAUACGCCGUGUGGAUGAAGUCAGUAUUGGUUUUUUGGACGCCAAGUGACGACAAUAUAAUGGAUUCCGUCUGCAGAGGGGUGGACAUUUUUGCCGCAUCACGUGUGUGACGUCACAUGACUUAACUUUUAUGUUUUUUUAUGGAUUCUAUAAUGCCAUUGUCUCACCGAUUUGAGUUCAACAAAGACUGAUCAUCCCUUUCAAGAUUGGAUUAUUCAAUGUAGACAUCUGAAAUUUGGCUUGUGUGAACGCUUUAUUUUGUUUCAAUAUUUUCUUUUGUUAGAUCAGUGUGGUAACAUGGCCAUCCCAGCUUUAUAACAUGUGUUUAAGAAGAGAUAGAGCUGGUGGGUUUUUUUUGGAAUAGAUUGAAUGCAGUUUCAAAUUUAAUGCUUUCUUUUACUAAUGAGUCAAAAGUUACUGUUCUGUGAUGCAACAAAACGAUAUCUAGUCUCACAAUUUGGUGUUAAGUAAUUCCUCUUUUGUCUUCAUAGAAAAGAUGCCAAAACUCUGUAAAAGAACAUUCCAUUUCCUUGAAACCAGAGCCAGAAUACUAAAAUUACACAACCAGUUUCCCUAAAAAUACAAAGUUAGAUUUCCUUAUCAUGAACAGUAAAGCAGUUUGAUAUUCACUUAAUUCACAGAUGAUGAGAUUGUCUGUACUUCCAUUGAUACAUUUUGACACAACAAGAGAAGUUUAGUUUGUAUUUUUAUUUUUCUGACCUUUCGGAAAAAGUAGCAUUUCAUUUCAGUUCCUCUUUAUUUCCCAUUGGUUACAAAAGAUCAAAUGGUUCUUUUGGUUUUUAUAUAAGUUGAUUCUCAAAUAUGUGAGCUGUUUUUUCUUCCUUUAUUAUUAUAUCAUGACCACCGAUUCAAGAUUGAAUGUUGUUAUGAAUAGCAUACAUUCAAAUGAUUAGUUUACUCCCAGUUUUUUCUCAGUGGAGAGCUUUGAUGCCUUUUCAGGUCCUGGGGGCAUGUGUGUGAACUCACAUUAGUUGCUUCGUCACAACGUGAACAGAUCAGUCUACUUAAGAUAAUUGUUUACAUUCAGAAUGGUUGACAUGGAUUGUAUUUUUCUUUGUUACAAAAAUGAGAACCUGUACUUAAUGAUUUUUGGCAAGGUUUUUGUAGUGUACUGUUGUCCAGAACAAAUAUUUUUCUUUCACUCCAACGUUUACGGCCAUAGUUAUCAUGUUUCAAAUUGGAGCGUGUGCAAUAUGAUUGCUCAUUCGUGUGAAGGGUGAUAUGGAGGAAGAAAGAAAUGUGGUAUAAUAUCAUCCUGGUAUGUUUGUUGGAAAUGUGCACCUGCUUCUGCAUUGCAAGUAUGAGAUGUGGCUGUGUGGAAGAUUGGGAAAGAAAUGCGUGGCAAAAGAGAAAUCGUGGUCGCGAAAUGUGCAGAAUGUUGGAGAACAUAAUUAUUUUAUAUUGUAUUUGAUAUUUGUUUUGGUGGGUGUCUCUACCCCUUUUCUGCAUUUCAAAGAGUGUGUGUGUUGUUGUUAUGGCAGCGUAGUAUAGUGCAUCAGUUUUUUACUGACUGUUCUUGCCUAUAGUUAUGAUUUUUUAUGGCACAGAGCUUACGACUGGACUACAUGUCUGCAGUGAAUGUGUUGAUCUUGUGAUAUUUGUCUUCGGUACUCUCAAUUUUGUCAGCUACUAGUCAUAUAUGUGUUGAAAGAUUUGAUUUGGGCUUCUGAAAUAAAGACUGUAAGCUCUAUGAAAAUGUGAAGAAGAACAAAAUUGUGAAUAUUUGUGUGAAAAUAUGGAAUAAUAUACAUAUAAAGCUUUAAGAAUGUAGAAUUUUUCAGUUUUAUUAAUAAAAACACUUUACUUUUUGUAUAGAGUACUUAAAAAGUAAUCAGUUUUGGCUUCAUUACCUCUAGCAGUAACUGGCUGAAUAUAACAGGGUAUUUAAAUGCUUCCCCGUUUUAAUCUUUAAACAAUUAAUUUUUUUCUUAAUCCUGUCCAAAACAUUGUUUCUUUUUUUUUUUCUUCUUAAAUAAAAAAAAAACUUUGAGCAAGAAAAUAUGUAUUGUGUCUUUUCAUGACCUGGUAAACCACCAUGUUGAUUUGGAUUAUCUGACUGACAGCUGGCAAUCACAUUUAAUUUGAGUUGUUUAAUUAUUUUUUUCACGACCUCAUGAAGAGUGUACCACCUGCAUGCUGAAGGUCACAGUCGGGUCAUUGCAUAAACAAAACAACGCUAGACUUGGCAUUCCCGUAAUUUUUUUUGUUUUAAUUUACUUUGAUGGGAAGAUUGGCAUUGUUCCUAAUGACAUUUAAAAACGUGUUUUCCCGAAUAACUGAAUUGGUUAAAAAAAAAGUGAUGUGUCCUAGAAACAAUUUCUCAUUUUUAAGUAGGGAAGUGCGCCUUCACUGAAAGAAUAUUUUUAUUGUGAAGGUUUAUACCUUUCCCCCAUCGACAAUUUAGAUUUUGAUCAUUUAGGAGACGAGCUGAUCUAUCUACCAAGGUUUUGUAGAUUGAUAUCCAGCAGACAGACAGAGCUGCUCUCGAUGUUAUAAAGAUACCAGUCUCGCCCCGACAGGUGGAGCUGUUCUUGAUAUUAUUAUAUAAUAGAUACAAUGGAGUCUGCUUAAACCGAACACGAUAAAAUCGUAAAACAUCGGCAACCAGAGAGAAAAUGUUAAAAUAAUCCACGAUUUCCCCCUAUCUGUUUGAGCAACCUCUCUAUACUGAAAACCCGGCUAAACCGAAGAAAAUUCGGCAGAUUUCAGAUUAAGGGGACUUCAUCGCGCAGAUAGACCGAGCUGUACUCUGAAAAAUUAAAAUAAACAUUCUUCCCCUGGUGCGGGGCUUGAUCUGAAUUCUCAUUUCUGACGCGUAUGAUGAUUGAAGUGUAAUAAACAUCAGUUGACCGAGAUUAAAAAGUUUUCGGUGCCUAUGUCUCGAAUUGUGGUCGGUAUCUCUAAAUUUAAACAUAUCAGACAGAACUCAACGAUGAUAAUAUGAGACAAAAUAACUAACUACUCUCUAUUGUUUUUGUGAAAUGGGACCGUCUUUGGAUAAUUAAUUGAUGGGCAGUGGUUUUAGUCGUGUCUAAAAAUAGUAAAAAAGUGCGUGGUUGGACACCUGUUGAUCAGUCAUAGCCUAAUCUUCGUCAACCUGGUCUUUUUCCUGGACUUGAAAUGUGCUACUGGUGUGCAGCGUGUUUGUGUGUGUGUUUGCGUGCGCGCGUGUGUGUGUGUACGUGUACACGUCAAAAAGAGAGGGAGUGAGUAUGUGUGUGUGUGUGUCUUGGGGUGGGGGAUUUCAGUCAAGAAAGGAAGCUUGUGACUUUGAGACAGACAUGUGAGUAUUUGAGUUUGAGUGUUAUAAUAUGCGUAUGGUAGUAACUCAUUCGUGAAAAUGUGCACUUUGUUUGACUUGAGUGUGUUUUCAAUAAUAAUAUUAUUAAAAUUGAUGUAUAUUGUUUCAAAUUUUUAUUUCAAAUGAGUAUAAAUAAACCGAUGUCUAAAAUGA
Molecule: messenger RNA, 5005 nt
Organism: Aplysia californica (California sea hare)
Lineage: Eukaryota; Metazoa; Mollusca; Gastropoda; Aplysiida; Aplysiidae
Exons: 4
Coding region: 564-1043 (159 amino acids)
Molecular function (GO): protein dimerization activity
Source: RefSeq, a predicted model, not a curated record